AUUUAGCGACGUCACACGGAUUGUACUGUUUGCUGUGUUUCUGCCAACUGCUGCUGAAAGAUCUUGACCGGCAUCUCGCAUCUUCAAUGUAGCAGUUCAUCUGUAAAGAUGGAUUUUCUCAAAGUGGUGAUUGGCGACAUCAGUAGUCCAGAACCAAUCAGAAUAAAAAGCGAAGAUACUGAAGAACAAAGAGACUUGAUGGAGGUGAAAGAGGAAGUUCCACAACUGUAUAAAGUCGAGGAGAAACAUCAGGAACCUCAUGAAAACACACCUGAAGAAAAACCUCGUACAUGUCAACAAACCAACAAGAGAUCUUCACCAAGAAUGACUUUCGUGUGCCCUCAGUGCGGAAAGAGUUUCAAACAAAAAGGACACCUUGAAGAUCAUAUAAGAAUUCACACUGGUGAGCGGCCUUUCUUUUGCCUUCAGUGUGGAAGGAGUUUUACACACAAAGGAAAUCUUAAGGAUCACGUGAGAAUUCACUCUGGAGAGAGGCGAUUCGCAUGCCAGCAGUGUGGAAAAAGAUUCAUGCAUAGAGCAAACCUUGUGGAUCACGUGAGAAUUCACACUGGAGAGAAGCCCUUCACAUGCACUCAGUGUGGAAAGAGUUUUACACAUGCCACAAGUCUCAAAACUCAUUUGCUCUCUCACUCUUCAGAAAAGCCGUACAGCUGUGAUCAGUGUGGUCUAAAAUUUAGCCUGGCGGCACACUUGAAGAGACACCUGAGAAUUCACACAAAUGAGAGGCCGUAUGUGUGCUCUCUUUGUGGAAAGAGCUUCUUAUGGCUGUGCUACUUUAAAGACCACCAGAAGAUACACGCUGGCGUGAAAGCCCACGUGUGCUCUGACUGCGGCAGUGCCUUCACUAGAGCCAGCGAAUUAAAAAUGCACCAAAGAACCCACACUGGAGAAAAACCCUACAAGUGCUCAUAUUGUGGAAAGUGCUUUUCUGAGUCUGGAAACUUGAAAAAACACGAGAGAGUUCAUACUGGAGAGAAGCCGUACCCCUGCCCUUCAUGUGGGAGGAGUUUCAGCCAAUUUAGCCAUCUACUGCGACAUUUAAAACGGCAUUGUCCAAAGUUGUCACCGUUUGUCCUCAGCCCCCAAGUUGGACUUCGUCCUGGGACCUGAAAGUUAACAUCAGCCCUGAAGUUGAUCACAGUGUAUCAUGCGGUCUAAAGAUAAAUGUUGAGCCUGAAGCUGAACAAAGUUUGUUGUGCGAUGUAAAGGUGAACACGGGGCCUGAAAGUGAACAAAGUUUAUCUUCCGGUCAAACACUUUCAAGUAAUUAGUAGGAAAUUCAAAAAAUAUAAUAUUUUCUCAAAAUAGCAAUUUCAUCUAAAAAGGUAAUUUGCUAAAAUGCUUUACUUGAAGUACAACAAUUAAAAUUUUGGCAUUAAAUUAUCCAAAACCAGUAGUAAAGUGUUAUAUAUUUUGUUCGCUCAUGUACUUUCAUCUUCCCAGAUGUUUGCAACAAUGUCGCGAUUGUUAGUCGAUUUAAUAUUUAAUAAAAAGCAGAUUGUGUAUCGGACAGGCAAUAAUAUAGGAAUCCGUAAUAAUAAAUAUGUGAAUAAAUAAAUGAAAAGGAGCAGGACAUCAGUCACAAUAAAGUCUAGUGCCUUGUGCUGUCAGACUACUCCUUUCUGGUUCUAAACUGAUGUGGUUUUCCAAGCGCACGGCCCAGGUCUAACCGUACACUGUAAAAGAAAUUCCUUAAAAAAAAAAAAAAACAUUUUUGUAAACUGGAAAAACAGAAAUAUACCGUAAAAUAU
This is a messenger RNA of Triplophysa rosa, 1772 nucleotides long. Its product is annotated as oocyte zinc finger protein XlCOF6.1-like. The record is from RefSeq and is a predicted model, not a curated record. Bases 109 to 1131 code for a protein of 340 amino acids. The transcript has 3 exons. Lineage: Eukaryota; Metazoa; Chordata; Actinopteri; Cypriniformes; Nemacheilidae.